This is a messenger RNA of Pseudomassariella vexata, 1047 nucleotides long. RefSeq lists its product as uncharacterized. The transcript has a single exon. The record is from RefSeq and is a predicted model, not a curated record. NCBI's taxonomy places the organism in Eukaryota, Fungi, Ascomycota, Sordariomycetes, Amphisphaeriales, Pseudomassariaceae. The coding region runs from base 167 to 703 and encodes 178 amino acids.
CGAUACCCGCCAAUGCCGUGGCAAUCAACGCAAGCGCCUCGGUCGACACAUAUGCCCCGACGUGCUGAGACACGGCGACGCACGAGCUAGACUUCCUGGUUGCUGAGACAGUCUAGUUGGGUGAGGAUAUCAUGCCUCUCGUUCGCUAUCUGCCUACGUCAUUAAGAUGAGCGACGAUGCAGAUACUGGUCCUGGUCCUAGUCUUGAAGCUCGCAAGAACAACCACCUUGGCACGUUCUACUUGACGGAUGAUGAAAGGAAGCACGGGUAUGAACUUAGAUUUCUGGAGGGAUGGGGCGGGAAAGCGUUGGGCCAGUCGAGGCAUUCGCCUCAGAAGUCACUACUGGCGAAUGAAGGACGAAAUCGCGUUGGUGGAGAGAAGAAUCAUGUAAUGGCCUCGUGUUCGACAACAGAACCGUGCACUGCGCACAUUUGUGGCAAGAUGGAGGAUGGGUUUCGAGAUUCGGGGCAAGGAGACAGUGUGCCUCUUGCCCACACGACCCAGAACCAUCGAUUUUCCAGACCAGCUGUACUCCUAUAUGGCCGAGGCAAGCCAUAUGGAAGAUGUUUCGAGCAAUGCAGGUGUUUUUCAACGAGAUCGAUAUCAGGACACUCGAGAUAUUGGUUGGAUGGUCCUUCAUUAGUAGAACCUGUCCCAAGAGGAACUUGGUCACGAGUAUUCAGCUUCUUCUAUCAGGAAUGAUGGCACAAAUGUCUCGUAGCAUGAGCUCCCGCAACCAUUACUUCCGUUUGGCUCAGCAGCGCAUCUCAUGACGCAUCAUGAAAUCUGGUGAAUUGCACUUUGAAGCACAUGAGUUUAGUCAGAGACGCUCGUGAAGAACCCUCCCUGUAACCCUAUUCGUAUUUACGAUUCACAGUUGCCGUAUCUGCCAAGCCUCUAACCCAAUUCCAUUCACAAUGCGCAUGUUGUGAUCCAGGUGAUCAUUGCCAACCUCAUGGGGUGCGGCUGACCUAAGCUGAGUCCUGUUGCCACUGCUCGUUUCGUUGGUUCGAAAGAACAUCCAUAAACGAAACGAGCGUAUGACC